Anoplophora glabripennis (Asian longhorned beetle) is the source of this 2613-nucleotide messenger RNA. Its product is annotated as zinc finger protein 665. Gene Ontology annotation, cellular component: nucleus. The transcript is spliced from 11 exons. Gene Ontology annotation, biological process: regulation of transcription by RNA polymerase II. The record is from RefSeq and is a predicted model, not a curated record. Gene Ontology annotation, molecular function: zinc ion binding; RNA polymerase II transcription regulatory region sequence-specific DNA binding; DNA-binding transcription factor activity, RNA polymerase II-specific. NCBI's taxonomy places the organism in Eukaryota, Metazoa, Arthropoda, Insecta, Coleoptera, Cerambycidae. The coding region runs from base 157 to 2532 and encodes 791 amino acids.
AUCGCAUCGCCAUUUUGCAGUUUGGUGUUUACGUUUCCAGUCUAGGGUGUUUGUGAAUAGUCUUUGGAAUUUUGUGGCCCAAAUUUAAAUUUUCAAAGCUGAUACUCAUAUCGAACUCUGAAAUUUAAUUGUAAAGGUGAAAAAAUAAUCCCUAACAUGAUAAAGUGCAGAACUUGUCUAGAAGAUGCAGACGAAUGUACUAGCGUAAAUAUCGCUAAAGAAAGUACCUUAGGACGAACUAUUAGGGAUAUACUACUCCUUUUUAUUCCAGGAAUGGUCACAUCAUCAGUUGGUGAACUUAUUUGCUGUAAAUGCACCAGGCGAAUACGAAACUUUACAAAUUUUAUAGAAAAAUGCCUGACUGUUGAAAAAUUGCUAGUAGAGGAAAAAACGAAAACUCUAAAUCAAAAUACAAAAGAACAAACCUUGAUUAGCACUGGUGCGCCGCAUGUUAAUAAUAAUCUUUUAGGUAACGUCGGUAGCACACCACUCAGUUUUGUCUAUAUAAGUGUACCCCAAGUUAAGCAAAAUGGGGCCCAAAAUGGUGUGCCAAAUCUGCAACCCAUUCAAAUUCAACCCAUACCUAUUAAUAUCCUAUUACAACCAACCAACAAUUCUACAAUUAAUCUUGGAAAUAACAUGAUGCCCGUUAGACAGAUCGGCAGUCAAAAUGCUUCCCAAAGUCAACUUAUUAUAGUUCCAGAAAUAAAGAAGCCAGUUAGUACCAGUGUGGUCCCACAACCUCAAGUAACAGUUAACAACCAUUCCACUGCAACCAAUGAAACGACAUUAGAUCAUUUGACCAAUUCGAAAAAUCAGGUCAAUUUGGAAGGGUCAACUGUAGGAAACAGAAUUUGUAGGAAUUGUGGAGAUGUAUUUACAUCAAAUGACUGGAAUACAGUAGAGUGCUCAAAAUGUGCUGGUAGUGAGAAAGAGAUAGAGCUUAAUUUAUCAGACGUACUGCCUAACGGUUUUGACAGUGACGAUGAAGGUAACGACAUGGAAAUGGUAACCGAAAAAGAUUCUGUCAGUCUCAUAAAAGAUGCAAAAAGGGUGACAACAAGUGACGUAUUUAAGAACCUCAGAGGUGAGUUCCGCGAUACGAUUAUAAGCGUCCGUCAACCAUCGGAGCAAAUCGAAGAGUUCUUAGGAGACUACUCGAAGAGCAAUAUUAACUUAAUCGAGUACGGCCCGUACAGUCGUACCGGGUAUAAAAGAAUUAUUCUCUUGGGUAACUCAUCGUCUCAGUGUUCAGAAUGCAAGGACCUGUUAAAGAAUCCGAAACUGCUGAUGAUACAUUUCCAAAAAGCCCACACUAUACAGGAACUACAAAGUGACCAAGAGGAUGAGGAUGAAGAUCACAAGAAAAUAUUCCAAUGUCCCUUUUGUGACACUAAGACGAUUACCGGCCUGUUGUUGGUAGAACACUUGCGUCAAAUGCACAAGAUCGAAAAACCCUUCAAGUGCGAAAAAUGUGGCAAGGAAUUUAAAAAGCGGGAGGUGUUUUUGGAACACUUUAAGAAAUAUGAGAAGAGCUCCGAUUGUUCAUUCAGGAAAUGCCGAUUCUGCGACGAGAUGCUAAACAAAGAGGGGAUGAGAAAACAUUUGAAAUACCAUCGAAGCAUCGUGUGUGACCAGUGUGGAAGAAGUUUCGUAAGCAUUCAUACAUUUAAGUUGCACUAUGCUAACCAUCAGGGUGAGGACGAAAACAAAAGCAAAACGGAACAGACCCAUCUAUGCCCUACUUGUGGCAAGUUACUUUCAAAUCGUCAGACUUGGAGAGCACACGUAGCAAUUCACGGACAACGUGCCAGGAACUACAUAUGUCACAUGUGCCCAAAAACGUUUUUAACGUCGCACUCCUUGAAAAUUCACAUCUCUUCCUCUCACGUGGAGAAAAACAUUAUUUGCUCCAUAUGCGGCAUCAAAGUAAGGACCAACUCGGCACUGGUUAACCAUUACAAUUUGAAACAUUCCGACGAUUACGCACACAAGUGCAACAUCUGCGGGAAAGGCUUCAGUCGAAGCGAUUACUACAGGCGUCAUAUGAAUAAGCACGCGGGUUCUAGCUCCAUGGGACGCGCUUAUGGAAAGAAAAAAUACAACUAUUCCGUAAAAAUCGAUCCUAAGCCAGUGAAGUGUAAAUAUUGCUUGAAAGUGUUUAAAAAUGUGUACCUGUUAAGAACCCAUCUUAUGAGCCACGUAAAGAGCAUAAGAUACAAAUGCAAGUUUUGCAACAUGACAUUCGCCAAUACCGGGACCAGAUUCCGACAUCAAAAAAGGCACGCGGACCCCAACUUUGAUUUUAGUUGCACGAUUUGCUGGAAGCGGAUGGAUAACAAGGCAAAAUUGGAGGCGCAUAUGGCCGUUCACGAAGAAUCCAAGAAAUACGAGUGCACGGUGUGCAAGGAGCUAUUCUGCAGUAAAUACUUGUUGAAGCACCACAUGUCUGAGCAGCAUAUUCCUCAAGAUGUCGUGGAAAAAGAGAAACAAAUAGUUCUGUCUAGUGCUUUGGAAGAAUUCCUGUUGUGAAAUCCUCUUAUAUCGCAUAUAUCAUAAUUGUUAAUGUAAGUUAUAGUUUACUUUUAAUAAAAUUGUAAAUAAACUAUUUUA